CUGUCCCCAGUAUGUGGAAGAUCCGUCGUGCCACGCUGGUCUCAGCCCUGUCACUGUACUACAACAGACCAUGUGUGGUCUCAGCCACCUCCACUCACUAAACAUAGUCCACAGGGAUCUGAAGCCUCGUAACAUCCUGUUGUCUCAGCCAGGGCCCCUGGGGCGGGUGAGAGCGCUGAUAUCAGACUUCGGCCUGUGUAAAAGAUCCCUGAGGGAAGGACUAGUUUCUCUCUCCGCUCGGGGAUACCGGGGACAGAGGGGUGGAUCGCCCCAGAAGUACUGCUGGACACACCGGGACACAACCCGACCCGUUGUGACCAGGCGGUGGAUGUGUUCUCGGCAGGCUGUGUGUUCUACUACGUGGUCAGUAGGGGCAGCACCCGUUUGGUGA
Molecule: messenger RNA, 391 nt
Organism: Oncorhynchus tshawytscha (Chinook salmon)
Lineage: Eukaryota; Metazoa; Chordata; Actinopteri; Salmoniformes; Salmonidae
Product: serine/threonine-protein kinase/endoribonuclease IRE1-like
Exons: 3
Coding region: 71-391 (106 amino acids)
Biological process (GO): intrinsic apoptotic signaling pathway in response to endoplasmic reticulum stress; IRE1-mediated unfolded protein response; protein phosphorylation
Cellular component (GO): IRE1-TRAF2-ASK1 complex
Molecular function (GO): RNA endonuclease activity; protein serine/threonine kinase activity; ATP binding
Source: RefSeq, a predicted model, not a curated record